AUGGUGACAAUUGGAAAUGCUCAUGAAGAUUUGAUCCAUGAUGCAGUCUUGGAUUAUUAUGGAAAGAGAUUGGCCACUUGUUCUUCUGAUAAAACUAUUAAAAUAUUUGAUCUUGAAGGUACUGACAAUUAUAAAUUAACAACUACAUUGACAGGACAUGAAGGUCCAAUUUGGCAAGUUUCUUGGGCACAUCCUAAAUUUGGAUCUAUAUUGGCAUCAUGUUCAUAUGAUGGUAAAGCAUUGAUUUGGAAAGAACAACCAGAAACUCAACAAUGGUCUAUAAUUGCCGAACAUACUGUUCAUCAAGCAAGUGUCAAUUCUGUUUCUUGGGCUCCUCAUGAAUUAGGAGCUGUUUUAUUAUGUACUUCUUCAGAUGGUAAAGUUUCAGUAGUGGAUUUCAAUGAUGAUGGUACUACUUCACAUGUUGUAUUUGAUGCACAUGCCAUAGGAGCAAACUCGGCCACUUGGGCUCCAAUAUCUACUUCUUCUAAAGAUCCAGCCACUUUGAAACAACAACGUAGAAUCGUUAGUUGUGGGUCUGAUAAUUUGGCCAAAAUUUGGAAGUAUGAUCCUGUAAACAAUACUUAUAUUGAAGAAGCUAAAUUAGAAGGUCAUACAGAUUGGGUUAGAGAUGUUGCUUGGUCUCCUUCAAAUUUGGUUAGAUCUUAUAUUGCCACUGCUUCUCAAGACCGUACUGUUUUGAUCUGGACUCAAGAUAGAGAUGGUAAAUGGCAAAAACAAUUAUUGACUGAUGAAAAAUUCCCAGAUGUUUGUUGGAGAUGUUCUUGGUCAUUAUCAGGAAACAUUUUGGCUGUUUCUGGUGGUGACAACAAAGUAAGUUUAUGGAAAGAAAACUUACAAGGAAAAUGGGAAUCUGCAGGUGAAGUUGACCAAUAA
This is a messenger RNA of Candida tropicalis MYA-3404, 897 nucleotides long. RefSeq names its product GTPase-activating protein (gene SEC13). The transcript has a single exon. Gene Ontology annotation, molecular function: structural molecule activity; protein binding. Gene Ontology annotation, cellular component: COPII vesicle coat; nuclear pore outer ring. The coding region runs from base 1 to 897 and encodes 298 amino acids. The record is from RefSeq and is a predicted model, not a curated record. Lineage: Eukaryota; Fungi; Ascomycota; Pichiomycetes; Serinales; Debaryomycetaceae. Gene Ontology annotation, biological process: COPII-coated vesicle budding; protein import into nucleus; positive regulation of TOR signaling.